This is a messenger RNA of Etheostoma spectabile (orangethroat darter), 4767 nucleotides long. Its product is annotated as olfactomedin-like protein 2A. NCBI's taxonomy places the organism in Eukaryota, Metazoa, Chordata, Actinopteri, Perciformes, Percidae. Gene Ontology annotation, biological process: signal transduction. The coding region runs from base 178 to 2202 and encodes 674 amino acids. The record is from RefSeq and is a predicted model, not a curated record. The transcript has 8 exons.
CUGAAAAACGGAGCGCGCGGUGCAGAUAGGAGCGCACUCCACAGGACACACACACACAUACACACAUACGCACACUGACAUCCACAGACAGACGGACACAUAGCCUCCUACAUGAUCCUCCCUGUGUGCAAAAGGAAAUGGAGUUAAAAUAGGCGCAUUUCCUACCUCAUGGACUGAAUGCAUUGCCGACUGUCGCUUUGGAUUUGCAAAACUUCACGCCCAGACACUCAGGAGAGAAAAAUGUGGAGAUACACGAACUUGAUCGCAUGUCUGCUGGUUUUGUGUAAGGAUGCGUCUUCCCACAGCAAGAUCUUUGGGGAGACUGAGCCUGUUCGGAUGACGUCAGAAGGCUCUGAUUGCCGCUGUAAGUGCAUCAUGCGGCCUCUAAGCAAGGACGCCUGCCUGCGUCUGCGGAGCGGCACUGUACGAGUGGAGGACUUCUACACGGUGGAGACGGUCAGCUCCGGAUCCGACUGUAAGUGCUCGUGCACGGCCCCUCCAUCCUCCCUAAACCCUUGUGAGAAUGAGUGGAAGAUGGAGAAGCUGAAGAAACAGGCCCCCGAGUUAUUAAAGCUCCAAUCCAUGGUGGACCUUCUGGAGGGAACACUUUACAGCAUGGAUCUGAUGAAAGUCCACUCCUACAUCAACAAAGUGGUGUCUCAAAUGAACACCCUAGAAGAGACAAUCAAGACAAACCUCACGCGAGACAAUGACUUUGUCCGAGACAGCAUGACGAGCCUCACCAACCAGUUUAAGAGGUAUGAGAACUACUCCAACAUCAUGAUGAGCAUCAAGAAGGAGAUCUCCAGCCUCAGCCUGCAGCUGCUGCAGAAAGACUCCUCGGAGAGCAAAGCACAGAACACUAAUGAUGAGAAAACCAAGGAGGCUGUAAAGGCAGCCAACAAAAAGACCCCUGCUGCCAAACCUUCACCAAAACAGCCCAAAGAAAAGGUCGUAAAGCCCAAGAAAGAGGUCAUUAAACCUGGGAAGCCGGCCAAGCCGGACCCUACGGCCAAAGCCAAGGUGGUUGGCCACCAGCCUGGAGUGAUAAGGGGCAUCACAUACUACAAGGCUGCCAAGACCGACGAGGAUGAGCACAGAGGAGACCAUUCUGCCAAAACGUACACAGUCCAUCACAUCACGGAAAACCAGUCAGAGGAUGGAGGAGCUGAAAUGGUCCUGGAAACCAUAGAGGCCACUGUGGCCAAACCCAUUGCCACCACUACUGUUCCCACCACUACAACUACUACUACUACCACCACCACAACCACUGGCACCACAACUCCCACCACUACUACACCCACUACCCUCACUACACCAAGUACACCAGCAUCGGAAAGACCUGCUCCAACCAUUGUGCUGGUGCUGGACAACUCCAACAACAACAGUCGGCCCACCCUUCACAGAGCAGGGAAGAUCCUAAACUGUGAAGGAACUCUAGCGUCCAUUGACCAGCCAGAGAAGCAGCACAGUUAUGGGCGCAACGAGGGAGCCUGGAUGAAGGAUCCCCUGGCUAAAGACUCCAAGAUCUACGUCACUAACUAUUACUAUGGCAACAACUUGGUGGAGUUCCGCAACCUGGAAAACUUCAAGCAAGGCCGAUGGAGCAACCUCUUUAAAUUGCCUUACAACUGGAUAGGCACAGGCCAUGUGGUUUAUAAUGGAGCCUUCUACUACAACAGAGCCUUCACCAAGAACAUCAUCAAGUAUGAUCUGAGGAUGCGAUAUGUGGCGGCCUGGACACUGCUGCAUGACGUGGUUUACGAAGACACCACCCCCUGGAAAUGGAGGGGCCAUUCGGACAUUGACUUUGCAGUGGACGAAAGCGGCCUGUGGGUGAUCUACCCUUCCAUUGACUAUGACUACAACCAGCAAGAGAUGAUCAUCAUCAGUAAACUGGAUCCUGGGGACCUGUCGUUGAAAAAGGAAACAACCUGGAGGACAGGCCUCAAGCGAAACUCCUACGGAAACUGCUUCAUCAUCUGUGGUGUCUUGUAUGCCGUCAAUGUGUACAACCAAAAGGAAGGUGAGGUGAACUAUGCUUAUGACACCCACACCAACACUGAAGCCAUCCCACGCCUGCCAUUCACCAAUGAGUACUCCUUCACCACCCAGAUUGACUACAACCCCAAAGAGAAGGUUUUGUAUGCCUGGGACAAUGGACAUCAGCUCACAUAUCGGGUAAACUUUGUUGACCAGUGAGCACAGCCAGUUUGUGCUACAGAUCAGCUCAUUGAAGCCUGCCAGUAUGGCACCUAAAUAACAAGAUGCUCAGUAUUUGACAGUGUAGAAGCAGCCAUAUUGGACUCAGGAUGACAGGUAAACCUACACCAGCCUUCCAGAACUAAUGCACACUAUUCACCUGACCUCAAAGUGUACCAAAAAUACAUGUCUCAAAUGUGUACUGGGAUGUGACUGUACAAUAUGUUAAUAGAAUGGAAAACGAACAGUGAAAAUAAUCUCACAGGGAGUUGAAGACUCGUCGGGCAGAUUUUAGAAAAACAAAGAGAUUUCUUUAUAUGUUCAUUGAUGAAAUGUCAGCAGGCUGGCUAACUAGCAGGACAGAUAUCGCUAUAAAUGGUUAGUUUUAAGUUGACAUAGCAUGUGUUACAUCAUGUGUUACGGUAGAUUUUGUGUCCACUUUGCUUUACAGUGGAAUCACUUAACGACCAAUAUACACAGAAGACAUGAUAACAGCGUCAAACAACUCUUUAAAAUUUGAACUUCUACAUGUGUUGUAUUAAAAGAGACAGGGAAAUUUCUAAAACUGCUAAUGAGACAAUAUUUCUUUUUUUGGAUUGUUACCAAGACGCAAAUUGAAGAAGUAAAAUAGUCAAGAGUCAUUGAGACUAUCGUCCUGUGGAAAGAGAAAAGAAGAGAUUUCAGUCAGAGACACUUAAGAAUGUCGAGAAAUUGACCAUACAGUAUGUGCCAUUGGGCUGGUUAUGACAGAAAAGGCUCUGCUCUUUGAAGGAACUCUUAAAGCAUCAAAGCAGCAAUUAGGACAAUACUGGGAUAACUAAUCUCCCCUGACAUACCCGUACAUACAUGAUUUUAAUUCUCAGUGAAGUCAUUGAAACGCCACAUAACAUAUUAAAUUAAGUUAACUGUUGUGAGCUAUUUAAACAAGCUGGAUACAUGGUUAAACAUAAGCUCUUACCAGUGGAUCGCCGUGUGUGCUUCGUCCAUAGCAAUCCCACCGAUUGGUCUUUAAGCAUCCCAGACAGAGAGUAAAUGCUGUAAACAUUUUCUUUGUAAAUCUUUACAAUCAUUCCCUGAAAGAACCAAGCAUGCAUACCUUAUUGCACUAUCCAUACUAGCUUGUUUGUUGUUGUUUCCCGAAACAAACUGAGUUUGAGAACUGCAGCACACACAGAGAGUGGAGGGGGAUUGACAUCCGGCGCAGGAGCCAUGAUGUCAGGCAGUUAUUCUGGAGAAGUACUUUCAUAAACCAAACUAACCAGUAGCAAACCGCCUUGACAGUGCUGACUGUUGAGGAAAGGAAAGUCCAAAAUGUAGGUAUCUAACGUAUUAUCAACUUUUUAUUUCCCUCCUGUGCCGGAGUAUAAACUGCUCCCUGAAACAGACAGUUAUGAGACAAGAGUAUAAGUACAUCUCUUGAAUAAACUGUGAGAAUGUGCUUUUAUGACCAUAAUAUAAACAAGUUAAACAGCAAAUAGGCAGACACAGUCCUGUGAAAAGUCACUAUUUCAGCAAGCCUCUAGCUCUGACAAUUUAAUGAGGAACUUCCCUUCCCAGGUAUUGAAGGAAAAGCAGUGUAAGCCAUUUGCAUUUACCUUCAGUAUUCAGCCAUGUUUGCUGUCACUAAGUUUGAUCUCUUCAGUUUUAAGAUAGUAUAACCUAACUAGCUAUAAGUAGCUAACCUUGUACCUAACGUAGCAUGGCUAGAUUUAGCAACCAUGAUCAUACUUCCUAAUUUUAGAUACCCCGUGUUUUAUGGCUUCAAAUAUUUCUUAACAGCAAGUGUUACUUGGCUCCAACCCCCAUCAUUUAACACAAUAAAUGAGAUUAUUUCUGCCUCCAGAGUCGUUCUCCUUCUGGGAAUGUUUGUAUAACUAUACUAUCAACUGUCAAUCAAUUUGCCUAUCUACUCCAUCCUUUCACCAAGCACUUUGAUCAUUGAUUAUUAUUCCGGCCUCAUGAUGCUUCCUGUCUUUUUACCAUUGAUGUUGUUUUGAGGGAUGUGUUGAAUAUAUUAUGAACCCCAAAAACAAAACAAAACAAGGUACACAAUUUACAAAAAGCUUAAGAUUUAGAAAAGUAUUUACAUGAAUUCAUUUGACAAUAUAAUACCACGUUUUUUCGAAUUUUCAUGCAUCUUGUUGAAUUUCUAAUUUGUUGUAUUCAAAUAUGCAGCUUUCACCAUUAAUAGCAGUUGCCUAACCACUACUUUUGUUGUACAUUUGUCGUUAGGGAGUAUUUGAACAUUAUCACCUGAAUGGACAAUAACACCCGUGAUCAGUCAUGUUUUUACAAAAGGUGUACUGUACCAUUACCUGUGCCAUCUUCAAUAAUGAACACCAUAAACCAUGAAUGUUUUUUAUUUGUGAUAUAGCAGACAGUUCUAUGUGACCACAUAAUGAAGAGGUGAAGGGGCUUUAAAACCCAUGAGGUAACUCUUACCAAAUUGUUGUUUUGGUCUUGUACACUAUUAACACUUAGCUUGUUCUUUAAUUAUCCGGAGUGUUUUGUUAAGUUUAUUCAUGAAAAGGCAUGCUGAUUGCAAUAAAGUAAUUUGUUCAAUUG